AUGCCCGACUCGCAUCCCCUCGCGCUGCCUCCGACCCUGUCCCCCGACUCCCUCGACGUCCUUACCCACCUUUCCACCAUCCUCUCCGAGGUCCGUACCACCCUGCAGACCUCGACAGGCCUAGAAGCCGACAACGAGAAGAAGGAUGGGCCCUCUUCUACGGCAGGGACCGUUGGCGGUGGCGGCGGCGGUCCCGGCUCAUCGGGUGCUCCCGGCGGCUCGGGACUUACGUUCAAGGACGUCGCCGGUGCCAGCGACGUCAUCAAGCACAAGCUGCAGCGGGCGCGGGACCAAGUGCGCACCCUGCCAGACAUGAGCCGCGGGCUGGACGAGCAGGAGGCCGAGAUAAGGGAGCUCGAGGCUCGUAUUCAGCGCCAGAGGACCCUUCUGCAGCGUCUGCGUGACGAGAGUGUUACCCUGGCUAAGGACCAGGAGAGUACUGCGCCUGGCGACAAGAUGGAGAUCUGA
Molecule: messenger RNA, 468 nt
Organism: Geosmithia morbida
Lineage: Eukaryota; Fungi; Ascomycota; Sordariomycetes; Hypocreales; Bionectriaceae
Product: RNA polymerase II transcription mediator complex subunit 9
Exons: 1
Coding region: 1-468 (155 amino acids)
Biological process (GO): regulation of transcription by RNA polymerase II
Cellular component (GO): mediator complex
Molecular function (GO): transcription coregulator activity
Source: RefSeq, a predicted model, not a curated record